AUGAAUGUUGGAUAGGAAAAAGAAUAUUUGUAAAGUCUUAAUAAUUCUUUAUGAAACAUACUUAGAGUUCAAAAAAUACUUAAAAUAUUGAAGGCACUUAUUUCUAAAAUAACCUGUUUAUUAAAGUAAUACAACAGGAUUGCCUUUUUAAUAACUUAUGAUAAUAAACUGAUAAUGCAUCAUCAUCCAAAUAGUAACAAUGAGUUGACGUUUACAAAAAAAAUUGAUGCUCAAGACAAAAAUUGAUAUUCGAAUAAAUAGUAAAAAGUUGGUAUAUCAACAGAAAAAAAAUCAGU
Messenger RNA from Paramecium pentaurelia, 296 nucleotides. The record is from the annotation of a GenBank genome assembly. Lineage: Eukaryota; Ciliophora; Oligohymenophorea; Peniculida; Parameciidae.